AUGGUCAAGCAUGAAAGAAGUCAUACUGAAGAGCAGCCCUCUGAGGUUUUUCAUUGUGGGCAAGCCUUUGCAUUUCAGAGUCAUGACCUAAGACAAGAAAGAAUUCAUACUGGAGAGAAACUCUAUGAAGAUAUCCGAUAUUUUGAAGCCUUUGAAUAUCACAGUAGUCUCCAAAUACAUAAAACAACACUUGCUGGAGAGAAAACCUAUGAGAGUAACCAAUGUGGUAAAGACUUUGUAUCUCACAGUUCUCUUCAAAACCUUCAAAGUGUUUAUACUGGAGAGAAACUUUCUGAAUGUAACCAGCGUAGUAAAACCUUUACACAGAACAGUCAUCUCCAAAGACAGAAAAGCACACAUACUGGAAAGAAGCUUUAUGAAUGUAGCCAAUGUGGUAAACACUUUACAUGUCAAUAUGGUUUAUUAUAUCACAAAAAUUUACAUACAGGAGAGAAACCCUAUGAGUGUCAUCAGUGUGGUAAAGGCUUCAUAGUUAAAAGUCAUCUUCAAAUUCAUACAGUAGUACAUACUGGAGAGAAACCUUUUGAAUGUAACCAAUGUGGUAAAGCCUUUACACAAAGUAGUAAUCUUCUAAGACAUAAAAGAAUACAUACUAGAGAGAAACCUUUUGAAUGUAAUCAAUGUGGUAAAGCCUUUGCUCGAAACAGUCAUCUCCUAACACAUAAAAGAAUACACACUGGAGAGAAACCUUUCAAAUGUAACCAAUGUGGUAAAGCCUUUGCACAAAAUAGUACUCUUCUAACACAUAAAAGAAUACAUAGUGGAGAGAAACCUUUUGAAUGUAAGCAAUGUGGUAAAGCCUUUACACAAAUUGGUAAUCUUCUAUCACAUAAAAGAGUACAUACUGGAGAGAAACCUUUUGAAUGUAACCAAUGUGGUAAAGCCUUUAAACAAAGAAGUAAUCUUCUCAGACAUAAAAGAAUACAUACUGGAGAGAAACCUUUUGAAUGUAAUCAAUGUGGUAAAGCCUUUACACAAAUUGGUAAUCUUCUAUCACAUAAAAGAGUACAUACUGGAGAGAAACCUUUUGAAUGUAACCAAUGUGGUAAAGCCUUUGCACAAAAUAGUAGUCUCGUAACACAUAAAAGAGUACAUACUGGAGAGAAACCUUUUGAAUGUAACCAGUGUGGUAAAGUGUUUGCAUAUAACCUUGAGCUCCAAAUACAUAAAAGAAAACAUACUGGAGAGAAACCCUAUGAAUGUCAUCAAUGUGGCAAAACUUUCUAUAACAAAAGCAAUCUCCUGAGACAUAAAAGAAUGCAUACUGGUGAGAAACCCUAUGAGUGUAACCAAUGUGGUAAAGAAUUUACACGUGAUUAUUUUCUUCAAAGGCAUAAAAGAAUUCAUACAGGAGAGAAACCUUAUGAAUGUAAUCAAUGUGGUAAAUGCUUUGCAUGUCAAGGUGGUCUCCAAAGACAUAAACGAACACAUACAGGAGAGAAACCCUAUCAAUGCAAUCAGUGUGAUAAAACCUUUGCAUGUUACAGUAGUCUCCUGCGUCAUAAAAGAACACAUACUGGAGAAAGACCAUAUGAAUGUAGUGAAUGUGGUAAAGCCUUCAAACAGCACAGUCAUUUUAAAAUACAUAAAAGAAUACAUACUGGAGAGAAACCCUUUGAAUGUAACCAAUGUGGUAAAACUUUUGCACGAAGCACUCAUCUACGACAACAUAAAAGAGUACACACUGGAGAGAAACCCUAUGAAUGUAAGCAUUGUGACAAAGCCUUUGCACAUUAUAAUAGUCUCCAAUUGCAUAAUAGAAAACAUACUGGAGAGAAACCCUAUGAAUGUAAUCAGUGUGAUAAAGCCUUUUCAUGUCUAAGUAGUCUCCUGUGUCAUAAACGAACACAUAACACACACAGGAGAGAAAACCUUUGA
Messenger RNA from Apodemus sylvaticus (European woodmouse), 1899 nucleotides. Its product is annotated as zinc finger protein 260-like. Gene Ontology annotation, molecular function: RNA polymerase II cis-regulatory region sequence-specific DNA binding; DNA-binding transcription factor activity, RNA polymerase II-specific. Gene Ontology annotation, cellular component: nucleus. The record is from RefSeq and is a predicted model, not a curated record. The coding region runs from base 1 to 1899 and encodes 632 amino acids. NCBI's taxonomy places the organism in Eukaryota, Metazoa, Chordata, Mammalia, Rodentia, Muridae. Gene Ontology annotation, biological process: regulation of transcription by RNA polymerase II. The transcript is spliced from 4 exons.